This is a messenger RNA of Miscanthus lutarioriparius, 1764 nucleotides long. The record is from the annotation of a GenBank genome assembly. Lineage: Eukaryota; Viridiplantae; Streptophyta; Magnoliopsida; Poales; Poaceae.
AUGGAAGCUUACUUGCAAAAGAAGAGAAGAAGACCUUUGUUCUUAGAUGGUAUUGAGGAGGAAGAUGGGGAAGAUGAAGUUGUGGAGGUGGCCACAACAGAUGUAGAAGCAGAAAGAACACCUGAACAGAUAGUAGAUCAAAGGCGUGCAAAGGACUUUCAACCCACCAUUGAGUCCAGCACAAAGACUAAGGAGGAGAAGCAAUAUGUGGAUUUGCAAUGGGCACUAUGGUUCAUGGAGUGUGGUGUAUCCUUUAAUGCAACAAAUUCAAGGCAAUUUGAAAUUGCCUAUGAGGCAACAACCCAAUAUGGUUCAGGGUACAAGUCUCCAACUAACCAACAGCUUGGUGAACCUUUGCUUCAAGAAUGUGUUAAGGAGAAGAUUGAGGACAUUGUAAAGGAUAAUGUUGUUCAAGUUGUGACCAACAAUGGCGCUAACUACAAGGCUACUGGUAAGAUUUUGAUGGAUAGGAUUCCCACACUAUUUUGGAGUCCUUGUGCUGCACAUUGCUUGGAUCUGAUGUUAGAAGAAUUUUGGAACUUGAAGGCAUUUAAGAAACCUAUUGCACGUGCUAGGUGUGUCACCCCAUUCAUUUAUAGGCAUGGGAGGCAUCUUAGUGCAAUGAGGGCUCAAACAGGUGGGACUGAUCUUGUUAGGGUAGCAAAGACUCAAUUUGCCACAUCAUUUCUGACAUUGAAGAGUUUGUACAAGAACAAGGAUGCCUUGAAGAGCUUGUUUGUUAGUGAAGCAUGGAUUGGGAACAACUUGUGUACAACUACAGCAGUAGAAGAUUGCCUAAGAGCUUCAGCCCCACUCUUAAUUGUUUUGAGGGUUGUUGAUGGUGAUCAGAAGCCUGCAAUGCCAGAGGUCACAGCUCUAAUGAAUCAUGCAAAAGAGAGGAUAAAGCUCAGCUUCAAUAUAUCAACCAAGCAGGGCCUGCUCAAGCAUAUCAUGGACAUUAUUGAGAAGCAUUGGGUGAACCAAAUGGAGCAUCCAUUGUAUGGGGCUGCCCUAUAUUUGAACCCAGGAAAUUUUUAUCCUCUUGUAAAAGCUAAUGAUGAUGCCAUUAUUGGGCAGCUAAGAGGUUGUUUUAUUGAAGUGCUUGGAAGAAUGAUACCAGAUGUGGAAACACAAAUGAAGAUCAAUAGCAACUUAAUUGCAUUCCAAACUCCUAAUAUGUGUUGUACUUUUCAUCCAGUUGAUUGGUGGCCUUCUUAUGGUGGCCGAGCCAUUGAACUACAAAGACUUGCUAAGCGUAUAAUGCAUACAAAGAAAAGGAAUAGGCUACUGCACAAGAGAUUGAAUGAUAUUGUUUUUGUUUCAUACAAUCAGAAGAUGAGAACAAGGGUUCAGCUUAUGCGUGAGAAGGCAGGCAAGAAAUAUGACCCUUUGGUCAUUGAGGAGUUUGAUUGGGACAAUAAAUGGGCUGAUUCAUUGCAUGUGCCCAUUCCAGGUGCUCGAGGGUCUGAUGCUGUCAAUGAGCUCACAUGGCAGCAUGUUGAUGAAGCCACCGUUUCAUUCAAGGGGGAUGGAUGCUACAUGGGAGAAGAGCUUUUGAAAAGGAAAGAAAGGAACAUGGGCUCAAGAAUUGGCAACAAACGAGGUUCGGCGGGGCCUGAGGGGCCUCUCCAGCGGUGUGCCCGCAAGGGUGACCAGCUUUGGUCCUCAGCGGUGGAGGCCAUGUCUAGAUCCGGUGGGGGCAGCUCUCCGGCGGUGCGCCCACAGUCCAGCGGCCAGGGCCUUCUCCAGUGGCCAUGCCCUUGA